ACUUUCCUUCAUCCUCUCCUCCCCCCCUUACGCCCUCUCCUUUCCUCCUUCCCCGCGGGUACGCACACUCCUCUACAUGUUACAUCAUGCACCACACACCAUGCACGCAACCCUCCUCUCCUCCUUGCGACCCUCCCCACCCUCUUCCUCGCCAUUCCUUCCUCGCGCUCAACGGAUACACUCUCUCCGCGCCCGGACUACAUCACCCCGAACUCACCUUCCUCUGUCUUUCCCGUCCUCCGCUCCACUCCACUCCACCAUCCCCAAACUCCUCCUUCUCCAUCCCACCCUAACCAUUCCACUCGCCCCGAGCACAAACCCCCUUUGGCCCCGCCUGCCACUUCGCACUCCAUUCCCCUUCCCCAACCCCCUCUCUAACGUCCGCACAAUGCAUCGCAUAACGGUGUAGCCCACCCCCAAUACCCACAUUCCCAAUCGCGCCCUCAUC
Bipolaris sorokiniana ND90Pr is the source of this 448-nucleotide messenger RNA. RefSeq lists its product as uncharacterized. The transcript has a single exon. The coding region runs from base 77 to 409 and encodes 110 amino acids. NCBI's taxonomy places the organism in Eukaryota, Fungi, Ascomycota, Dothideomycetes, Pleosporales, Pleosporaceae. The record is from RefSeq and is a predicted model, not a curated record.